AGGUGACCGAGCAGAGCUGCUGGAGAUGAGCUCGGAGAAGACCCAGCCGCCGCGCACCCCAGUGAACGGAGGGAAGUCUGGGCUUGCCGCCGCUUCCGCUGCUGCCGGCGAGGAGGCCAAACCGGCUGGGCCGAAAUCGGGUCCCGAAAGGCAGGUUUGCGCGAGCAGCGCUGGCGUCUCCGCUCUGACAGACAGCACCAAGCGAUUCCGGCUCUGUACCAGCCAGGAACCAGCCUCCCUUGGUGGGAGGAGCAGCCCCGGAGAAGGAAGCAGAAGCGGCCCUGGGAUGCUGCAGCACAAAGCCAGGAGAGCAUCCAGCCCUUCAUCGACCACGGACGAAAAGCCCAAAAAGAGCGUGUUUCCUCUACGGCUGACUAGAGGUAAAAAAGAGAAACACGCUCCCCAUGACAAGAACUUGUCAAGCACAGGCACCAGCCGCAAAGGAAAACCUACCUCAGUGGCCAAAGAAGAUGGCCCAUGUCCUACGGAGAGGCCUCGAACAGAAGUCCUGCCAGCGUUUCGACCCAGCCGAGAGAAUUACAGCAAGGGUGACGUAAAACCGUCAGCCGUCUCUUCACCCGUGGGAUCCUCCGUAGACUAUGAGGAGGACAUGUACCGAGAUGCGGAAGAAAUAGAGAGAGAGAAAGAGUGGCUUGUCUGUGGGGCAGGCACUUCAGUUUCCCCAGAAAAUAAACUAAGUGUUGCACCAGAAGUAGAUAUCAUGGAUUAUUGCCAGAAGGAAUGGAGAGGAAGCACUUCAAGUGCCAAGCGCAUGAGAAAGGGCUAUGAAGCCGUUUCACAAAGGUUCGUUUCCAUCAGGAGAGUGCGAGGGGACAAUUAUUGUGCAGUCAGGGCGACGUUGUUUCAAGCCCUCAGCCAAACACUCCGGCUUCCUGACUGGCUCCGGAACAAGGACCUGAUGCUGCUACCAGAGCACCUGAUGGCCAAAUACGACUGGAUCGCGGAGUGGCAAAAACUAACCGGGAAGGCAGAAAACUGGACUGAAGAAAUCAAAGGGUGCUUGCUGUUGUUAAAGCAGAAGUGGGAAAGCAUCAGUGCAAUGAAGACCCUUGCAGAGAGGCAAGCUGCUUGCGAUGAGCUUUUUGCCGGCGAGGAGGACGAGUAUCGCCUGUACGAAGCUGUGAAGUUCCUCAUGCUCAACACGGCCGUCAAGUUGUACGAAGACAACCAGAAGGGGCUGGAGGUGCCGGAGUUUUCCUGGCUUCUCUUUGCUCGGGACACGUCCAGCGACCCUUUCCAGCUCAUGAAGAACCACUUGAACCAACUUGGGCACACAGGAGGCCUUGAGCAAGUGGAAAUGUUCCUCCUGGCUUACACGCUGCAGCACUCCCUUCACGUCUACCGACUGUACAAGUACGGCACGGAUGAGUUCCUGGCUCUUUAUCCCAGCGGCCCAGAGGAGGGCUGGCCGGUGGUGACCCUGAUCACCGAAGACGACAGGCAUUACAAUGUUCCAGUCAGGAUGUGCGAAGAGACGAGUUUGUAAAAUGGCAUGUGUGAACGGGUGUAUAAACCGAAUAAAGAAUUAUGAGGAAGA
Messenger RNA from Gekko japonicus, 1558 nucleotides. RefSeq names its product OTU deubiquitinase with linear linkage specificity (gene OTULIN). The transcript has 9 exons. The record is from RefSeq and is a predicted model, not a curated record. Gene Ontology annotation, biological process: protein linear deubiquitination. NCBI's taxonomy places the organism in Eukaryota, Metazoa, Chordata, Lepidosauria, Squamata, Gekkonidae. The coding region runs from base 26 to 1507 and encodes 493 amino acids. Gene Ontology annotation, molecular function: cysteine-type deubiquitinase activity.